Purpureocillium lilacinum is the source of this 1047-nucleotide messenger RNA. RefSeq lists its product as uncharacterized. Gene Ontology annotation, molecular function: oxidoreductase activity, acting on NAD(P)H, oxygen as acceptor. Gene Ontology annotation, cellular component: intracellular anatomical structure. The record is from RefSeq and is a predicted model, not a curated record. NCBI's taxonomy places the organism in Eukaryota, Fungi, Ascomycota, Sordariomycetes, Hypocreales, Ophiocordycipitaceae.
AUGGCCGCCAGACCAAGCGUCUUCGCUCCCGCCCUUCGCCGGGUAGCUGCCUCGGCGGCUCGACCCGCUGCCCUGCGCCCGUCCUUCGCCGCCGCGCGCAACCUCCACAACGUGCCACCGCGCCGUGACAAGCCCGGAAAGUACGCGCGAACCGACUCGGACAUCGAGGUCGAGUACCCCGAGGAGCACGAGCUGCCGCCCUCCAAGCCCGUCCGUGGUCUUCCCGGCCAGUACGUCAAGCCUACACUCGCCAGCUUCUCGCUCGACGGCAAUGUCGGUCUCGUCACCGGCGGCGCGCGAGGCCUCGGCCUGGUCAUUGGCCAGGGCAUGGUCUACUCGGGCUCUGACCUGGCACUCGUCGACAUGAACAAGGAGGAGGCCGAGAAGCAGUGCCAGCAGCUGGUGGACGCCUUCAUCAAGGAGAACCCUAACGCCGAGCGCAUCCCCCGGGUCACGGCUCACUACGCCGACGUCUCCGACCCCGAGUCGGUCGAGGCCUGCAUCGCCGAGGUCAUUCAGCAGCACGGCAAGAUCGACAACCUCGUCACCUCGGCCGGCUUCACCGAGAACUUUGAGGCCAUCAACUACCCCAUCGACCGCAUGCGCAAGCUGUGGGCCGUCAACGUUGACGGCACCUACCUUUUCGCCACGUCCGUCGCCCGCCAUCUCAUGGAGCGCAAGGCCCCCGGCAGCAUGGUCAUGAUUGGCAGCAUGUCUGGCUCCAUCGUCAACGUGCCCCAGCCUCAGGCUCCCUACAACGCGGCCAAGGCAGGUGUCCGCCACCUCGCCGCCUCCCUCGCCGUCGAAUGGGCGCACGCCGGCAUCCGCGUCAACUGUAUCUCCCCCGGUUACAUGCUCACCGCCCUCACUCAAAAGAUCCUCGACGAGAACCCCGACCUCAAGCAGAAGUGGACCUCGCUCAUCCCCCAGGGCAAGAUGGGCCAGCCCCAGGACCUCAUGGGCCCCGUCACCUUCCUGCUGUCCAACGCGUCGCAGUAUGUCACGGGCGCCGACAUUCGCGUCGACGGCGGCUACACCGUCACCUAA